AUGUCUCGAGACCCAGAUCGUCCAAACGUCGUCCUGAUCCUAGCCGACAACCUCGGCUGGGGUGAAUUGGGUUGUUACGGCGGUGGCGCCCUCCGCGGCGCCGCAACGCCCCGGAUCGACAAGCUCGCGACGCAAGGUCUCCUGCUGCACAACUUCAACGUGGAGAGCGACUGCGUGCCAACCCGCUCCGCGCUGAUGACGGGCCGGCACCCGAUCCGGACCGGCUGCCGACAAUCCGUCCCCGCGGGGUUCCCGCAGGGUCUGACUCCGUGGGAGCGGACGCUGGCUGAGUGUCUCAAGGAGAACGACUAUGCUACUGCGCACCACGGGAAGUGGCAUCUGGGAGAUGUCCCCGGUCGGUACCCUUCGGACAGAGGCUUUGACGAGUGGUUUGGGAUCCCGCGGACGACGGAUGAGACGCAGUUUACGUCUGCGAUUGGGUAUACUCCCGAAGUGGCGGAGAUGCCGUACAUCAUGAAGGGAGUUGCUGGGCAAAUGUCAGAGAAUGUGCGCGUCUACGACUUGGAGGCCAGGAGACUCAUCGACGAGAUGCUGGUGGAGAAAUCUAAAGACUGGCUGUCUCGUCAAGUUGCGGCUGAACGGCCAUUCUUCCUCUACCACCCUCUCGUCCACCUUCACUUCCCGACGCUGCCUCACAAGGACUUUGCGGGAACUACCAAACAAGGCGACUUUGCCGACUCCAUGACGGAGAUGGAUCACCACGUAGGCCAAAUCCUUGACCACAUUGACUCCCUCGGAAUUCGGGAAGAUACAGUUGUCAUCUUUGCCUCCGACAACGGUCCCGAGUUCAGGGAGCCGUACAGGGGCACGGCGGGGCCGUGGUCGGGGACAUACCACACUGCCAUGGAAGGCAGCCUGCGCGUGCCCUUCAUCAUACGGUGGCCGCGUCACGUCCCAGAAGGCGUCACGUCCAACGAGAUCGUUCACGUAACGGACAUUUUCACAACAAUUUUGUCCGUCACCAAGUCUAGAGUUCCAGACGACCGCCCCAUCGACGGCAUCGAUCAGACAAUCUUCUUCAAGGACCCGGCCAGCGUCAGAUCCGAGAGGCUGGGUUUCUUGUUUUACAUCAAAGAAGAGCUGCGAGCGAUCAAAUGGAAGGACUGGAAGCUGCAUCUCGUCUGGGAACCCAAAGUCAAUCAGUCGUCGGGUCGGCUCGAGUCGCCUUACUUGUUUAACACCGUCAGAGACCCAAAGGAGGAAUCAGACAUUUUGUCGUUCAACACCUGGGUAUUACAGCCAAUGACCAAGUUGAGGACUGAGUUCCAGAGGAGCUUGGCAAAUGAUCCGGCGCCCCCUGACCCGUUGAAGGAUUUUCUCUGCUCCAAUAUAGACGUAGACAUUCUCUGGACCAACUUCUCCAAACAGAGGGCAGAAUACCUCGCGAUGGCCUCAAAAACGACGUACGAGCCUCUGCUCGUAACACUCACCUUCACACCGGGCGGCUUCCAGCAGACCAAGAUCCUCUCUAUGGCACCGCAGACAACCCCCUUCACACCACCCAACGACCUCUGCUCUCCCGUCGACAUUCGCUGCCUUGUGGGCAAGAUGGAAGAUCUCACGGGGGACGUCGAGUGCCUGCGAGACCAAGUCGUGGCCGAGACCACAGCCAGCCUGCCAACGCAAUGCUUUCCCGAGAGUUACGCCGCAAUCUGGCGACCAUCCGGGAAUACAUUCAGCGACGUCGCAAGCGUAGCCUACCCAGGCACAGCCUGCAUCUCCGGCUGGACGACAGCGUGCGAGACAACCCUGACCCUCGAGAGCGCGCAGACGUACACCCAGACGUGGUGCUGCCCGAGCUCGUACACCUGCCUCGUGCCCACGCCGGGCGGGACGCCCUACCGGGACUGCGUCAGUCUCCUGAGCACGAACACGGAGAUCUGGAUCAACAAUGUCGCGACGAGCGGCGGGCGGGAGUCGACGCUCUGGAGCUCGUGGAGGAAAAUCUCCCUCACCGGUCUCCCCAGUGUUGCCGGGGGACCCCUCUCGGUCAAACACCCCGUCUUUCCGCUCUACGGUCGUGUUCCCUCCUCCCAGGCCUCUGGUGUUGCUGGAGAGGCAGGUCUUUCGAUUGGUGCUAUUGCGGGGAUCGCGGUUGGAGCGGUGGUGCUGGUUCUCUUGCUGCUCGGUGCCGGGUUACUCAUAUGCCUUCGGAAGCGGAAGCAAAAGAGGGCUGCGGCCGUCAUUGCCGCGCAGAAUGAGGGGAAUACGGGCAAUGAAGGAUAUGGGCAGAAAGGGUUUGGGUACGAUGCGAAGCAAGAGUUACCCGGCCACGGAACAGAGAUGACGGAAGUCGACGCUGCCACGCCGCCUCCCGUUGAGCUUUCGGCUUAUACGAGAGCUGCGGAAGUGGAGGGCAACCGGCCUGCUGAGUUGUCGUGA
Colletotrichum abscissum is the source of this 2403-nucleotide messenger RNA. Its product is annotated as arylsulfatase A. NCBI's taxonomy places the organism in Eukaryota, Fungi, Ascomycota, Sordariomycetes, Glomerellales, Glomerellaceae. Gene Ontology annotation, molecular function: arylsulfatase activity. The transcript is spliced from 4 exons. The record is from RefSeq and is a predicted model, not a curated record. The coding region runs from base 1 to 2403 and encodes 800 amino acids.